Messenger RNA from Aspergillus niger, 1047 nucleotides. RefSeq lists its product as uncharacterized. Bases 1 to 1047 code for a protein of 348 amino acids. Gene Ontology annotation, biological process: peptidyl-lysine dimethylation; peptidyl-lysine monomethylation. Gene Ontology annotation, cellular component: cytoplasm. Lineage: Eukaryota; Fungi; Ascomycota; Eurotiomycetes; Eurotiales; Aspergillaceae. Gene Ontology annotation, molecular function: protein-lysine N-methyltransferase activity. The record is from RefSeq and is a predicted model, not a curated record. The transcript is spliced from 2 exons.
AUGGCCGACGACAGCCAUCCGGCGCAUCUCUCGCCUAGCGAACUAGGCACAAAGGACUACUGGGAAACCUUCUACGCACGCACCCUCUCCCACCUCUCCACAAAACACACCACCACCACCACAAAACCUACCUCUAACCCCAACCCCAACACCUCCGAUGAAGAUGAAGAAUCCGAAGAUGAUAUAGACGACGACUCCGACCCCGGCACAUCGUGGUUCUCGGAACAUAAUGCCCCGGAUAAAGUGCUGCAGUUCCUCACGGAUGAGGAGUUUCCGCUUGCGCCGGUGAACACACUCCCUCCUCCAUCAUCAUCCUCCUCCUCCGAUAAUAAUGAGAAGAAGGAGAAGGAGAAGGAGAAGGAGGAGGGUAGUGACCAGCCAAGUAUCCUCGACCUCGGCACCGGUAACGGGAGCAUGCUGGCCCUACUGAGAAAAAGAGGCGGGUAUAAAGGUGCCAUGGUGGGGAUUGAUUACUCGAUUAGAAGUGUGGAGUUGGCGAGGGAGUUGCAGAGGUUGAGGAUUCAUUCGGCUUAUUUGUCGGAUUCUGAUGAGGAGGAGGAGGGUAAGGGGGAAGGGGAGGGUGGAGAUACGAAUAUUCGGUUUGAGGAGUGGGAUAUUUUGCAUGGGGAUGUGCAUGAUACCGCUUCUUCUUCUUCUGGGGGAAAGGUUGAUUGGUUCCCGUAUGAUAAAGGCGGGUUUGAUAUCGUGCUGGAUAAGGGGACGUUUGAUGCGGUUUCGUUGUCGGAUGAGGUUAUACCUGAUGGGCAGGAUGGUCAUGCGUCCGGGAAGACUAUUCAGAGGAGGGUGUGUGAGAGGUAUCCUGGGAUUGUGAGGGGGUUGGUGCGGAAGGGUGGGUUUGUGGUGGUGACUAGUUGUAAUUGGACGGAGGAGGAACUUGUUGCUUGGUUUACUACUAGUGCUGGUUCUUCUGGUGGUGAUGGUGAGGAGGAUAAGUUGGUGGUUUGGGGACGGGUUGAGUAUCCUCGGUUCAGGUUCGGGGGGAGAGAAGGACAGGGUGUUUGUACGGUGUGUUUUCAGAGGGUAUAA